This is a messenger RNA of Brachypodium distachyon (stiff brome), 1855 nucleotides long. RefSeq names its product protein S-acyltransferase 8. Gene Ontology annotation, biological process: protein targeting to membrane; peptidyl-L-cysteine S-palmitoylation. Bases 327 to 1559 code for a protein of 410 amino acids. Gene Ontology annotation, cellular component: endoplasmic reticulum; Golgi apparatus. The transcript has 5 exons. Gene Ontology annotation, molecular function: protein-cysteine S-palmitoyltransferase activity. Lineage: Eukaryota; Viridiplantae; Streptophyta; Magnoliopsida; Poales; Poaceae. The record is from RefSeq and is a predicted model, not a curated record.
UCCCUGUAGACAUCGCAAAAAUCAAAUCUUUAAGGUUUCCAAGCCAGAUAGAUAUAUCUUCAUCUCAUCUCACCUCUGUCUGUCUGUCACACCGAGGAAGAAGACCCACGGCGAUUGAUGAUGCCGCGGCGGCGGGUGAUGGCAUCUCGCUUCCGUGCCCUCUUAUCCCUGACCCUUCUCUAGAGGAAAUCAAGAGGAGAAGGAGAGGUGGAGGGAGAAGAAGAGUUUCCUCUCCCCCAAGUGGAGACCUCGAAGGAGUGCAAGGCUGACUGGCUGGCUGGCUGGUGGAUUUCUUCCCUUCUCGCUCCGGUGCGGCGGCGGCGGCCAUGGCCAAGCAGCAGCGGGUCUACCAAGUCUGGAGAGGCAACAACAUAAUCUGGUGUCAUGGAAGGUUGAUCUUUGGACCAGAUGCCAAGGCCACUCUACUAUCUUUUGCGCUAAUCGCAAGCCCUGUUGUUGUCUUCUGCAUCUUUGUGGCCAGACAUCUCGUACACUUCUUUCCUGCAUAUAAUGCAGGAUAUGCAAUUCCAGUUGUUACCAUUGUCCUCACAGUUCAUGUACUGUUACUGCUCUUCUUUACCUCAUCUCAAGAUCCAGGUAUUGUACCACGGAAUUCACAUCCACCUGUGGAGGAGUUUUCUCAUGAUGCUUCAGCCCCUCAUACUCUUCAGUUCCCUCGCAUAAAAGAGGUUAUGGUCAAUGGUAUCCCUGUGAGAGUAAAAUAUUGUGAAACUUGCAUGAUAUACCGGCCUCCUCGUUGCUCCCACUGCUCCAAAUGUGAUAAUUGUGUCGAGCGGUUUGAUCACCACUGCCCUUGGGUUGGUCAAUGUAUUGGACAGCGCAAUUACCGUUACUUCUUCUGGUUUGUUUCUUCAGCAGCAGUCCUGUGUUUCUAUGUAUUUUCAAUGUGCGCAUUGUACAUCAGUCUUAUCAUGAAGAGAGGCCAUCAUUCAGUAGUAGAGGCAAUCAAAGAAUCUCCAGCAUCAGUGGCAGUCAUGGCAUAUUGUUUCAUUUGUUUUUGGUUCGUCGGUGGUCUCACCGGGUUCCACUCUUACCUCAUUGCGACAAAUAAGACAACGUAUGAGAAUCUCAAGUACAAGUACAACAACCAACCCAACGCGUUCGACCGUGGUUGCAUGCACAAUUGUUUUGAGGUCCUCUGCACGAAAAGAAAGCCUUCCCGGAUCAACCUGCGAGGCAUUGUUCAAGAGGAACAUGGGGCAACACUGCCACGGAUCAGCCGUUCCAGUGUACCGGAAGAUGAGACACCCCACCGUCCACGAGCCAAGGUCGAGGAUGAUCUUGAGAUGGGUCUUGACAUCCUGAAGACCUCUCGGCGCCGGUCAGAUGAACUGAGCGAUGGAGAAUUGGGAGCUGAAAGCAAUGGUGUGAAAUAUCGCAGAGGUGAUUGCACGCCUGAUUCAGACACUGAGAUCCCUGUUAUCAGAAGCACGGCCGAGAGCUCCAAUGAAGUUAGGGAUCUGGACAUCCUUUCGGUUGGCAAUGCUGCACGCCCCUCGUCUUCUGGGCAGAAGCAUCGCCCUGAUGAACUUUGUUGAUAGUAUUUGAAUGUGCCGAUACAAGGAAAAUUUGUUUCCGUGGAUGUCCAUAUUGCAUACACCAACAAGUUCAUCAGGUGAGGGCUAUGGAGGCUGAAAUUUGGAUGGCAUUCGUCGAAUGUUCUCGGUUGCCUUCUCUUUCUAGGAUUUAAGUAGAGUUGAUUGGUCAGUGACAUAGGUUGUUUCUGUAAACAUUUUAUGAAGGUUUCAAAAUUGGAAGAUUCCAUGAACAGUGUCUUAAGAUAGUUGAUUAUUAACUGUACAUAAUUUGCAUAGCUGUAGACCAUUGGACUGUA